Molecule: messenger RNA, 5573 nt
Organism: Clarias gariepinus (North African catfish)
Lineage: Eukaryota; Metazoa; Chordata; Actinopteri; Siluriformes; Clariidae
Gene: sf3b1
Product: splicing factor 3b, subunit 1
Exons: 22
Coding region: 1686-5189 (1167 amino acids)
Biological process (GO): spliceosomal complex assembly
Cellular component (GO): U12-type spliceosomal complex; U2 snRNP; U2-type prespliceosome
Molecular function (GO): mRNA binding
Source: RefSeq, a predicted model, not a curated record
CUUAAUAGCCCCAUUUUUGUAUAUACUGAUCAGUGCAGUGUUGGUCCACAAGUGCACCACUGCUGGUCCAGAUCAGCUAUUUUGGUGCUUAACCCUUCGAACACUACCCAACAUUGUGCUCUCCCAGACUUCAUAAACUGUAUUUUACACAACUCUUUUUCCAGUUUUGAAAAUCACAAAUUUAGAAACAAAUUGGACACCUUUGACUCCGGGAUUAGAGUACUAGUUAUGCUGUCUGUCUGUGGGAACUGCUAGUUGGGUGGUGGCGUUUUUUAUUUAUUUAUUUUUUUUAAAGUCUGUAGACCCAACCAGUCAGGUUGCAGGUAGGUGGGUGUAUUUUUCGAAGGGUUAAUGGAUUCUUAUGUAUACAGAAGUGUCCUAAGCAGGUAGGCAGGCAGGCAGGCAGUCACAAACAUGAGGUCUUUAGAAAUGUGAGCGAUUACUCAUCAGAAAAGCAGAAUUUAUUUGCACAUGUUAAGGUAGCACCUUAUUUAGUAAAAAUAACAGUUAGAGGUGUAUGGAAGAUCUAGGAAGCCAGUGUAGUUGAUUAUUUUUUUUAAACCUAGUUACGAGGUAAACAAAUCAGUGCUUUUCAACCAGACACCCAGACUGGUGGCAAUUUACUAUCAUAGCAUGUUUAUGCUAUGUUUUUCUUCUUCUCCUUCUUCUUCUUUUUUUUUUUUUUUUAAAGCCACAGCUUUUUUUUCUGAAAGCUGCUUUGCAUGUAACACCAUAUGACUAUAUAGUAUGUGGUGUUGCUUGCUAGCAUUGUGGAUGCAUAUUUAAUAAAUUGUUCCUAAUAAACUGCUGGUUAAAUGAGCAAAACGUGUGUAUGAAGCAAACUUGUAUGCACUAGUUGAUUUGACUAGUUGACAAAAAUUCUUAAAGUAUAUGUAGCGAGGAAAGCGGUCAGCUUAGGGAUUCAGUUAUACACUGGACAAAUCACGAUGCAUGUAGCAAAUUUCAAACAGGAUCAUCCUCUAUUUAAGUGUUGUGUAAAUAUAUUUCUAUUUUAUUCCUUAAAAUAGAAAUAUAUCUUAAAGAAUCUGUGUACAAACACUCCACAGCCCCAUACUAACUGUGCUUAAUUUCUCUCCUACAGCAGUACUGCUAUGCCAGUCCUGUCUGCACUCUCUUAAGGGUGCAGCACCUCAUCCUGUGUAGGUUAUGGUGAACAAAGAGAAGAGAGUUGAUCAGAUUUAGGAAUAUUUUGUGGGGGGGCAUGGUUUUAACAACUCUCUGUACCCAAAGUUCUGAACUUCCUCUCAACCUCAUCCCUCCCCAUUUUGUCAUUUCUAAUUUAUUUCGCCCAAUUCAUCCUGUUUUUAAUUUUUUUUCAACGACAAUAAAAAUAUCAAGAUUCUGAUAUCCAAAUCUACCUCCUUAAAAUGCUUAUAGGUGCUUUAACACAAUUUUUUUCCAUACCCUUAAUGAUGCAAUUCUAGCUUUACACAUCAUUAAUAUUGCUUUGUAAUUCUAAUUAGAGUUAUAGUCUUAUAUGAGGUUUGAGUACAGUGAGUGACAAGGGCAUCACAGGUGCUAUACUGUUGUGUGUGAGUUCAAACCAUUUUCCAAAGUGUUACUAAUGGUAAAGAGCAAUUUUCUAGGCUUCUUUUCUGCCGGUUGAAGUCUGACUGCAGAUGGACCCUUGGCACUGAAAGUGGGGCAAAACGCCAGAUCCCAAGAUGCCUCACAGGUCGUACAUGGAUGUGAUGAAGGAGCAGCAUCUUUCUAAAGAAGAGAGAGAAAUCAGACUGCAGAUGGCAGAAAAGGCAAAAUCAGGGGACCUGAAAGCAGUCAAUGGUUCUGCUGCGUCUCAAGCUGCCGCUCCCAAACGUAAGCGUCGAUGGGACCAGACUGCUGACCAGACACCAAGCUCUACUCCCAAAAAAGUGUCCAGUUGGGAUCAGGCAGACAGCGCAGCGGAGACACCAGGACACACACCUGGACACACACCAUCAAACAGUCGCUGGGAUGAGACGCCUGGUCGUCCCAAGGGUAGCGAGACCCCUGGUGCCACACCCAGUACACGCAUGUGGGACCCCACACCCAGCCACACGCCUGCUGGUGCUGCAACACCAGGCCGUGACACCCCUGGGCACGCCACACCCGGCCACGGUGGUGCCACGUCCAGCGUGCGUAAAAACCGCUGGGACGAGACGCCAAAGACAGAAAGAGAGACACCUGGCCAUGGCAGUGGCUGGGCUGAGACACCUCGUACAGACAGAGGAGAUGAAUCUGUGGGGGAGACUCCAACUCCUGGUGCAAGCAAAAGGAAGUCCCGUUGGGAUGAGACCCCUGCCAGUCAGAUGGGCUCCUCCACGCCUCUGCUCACUCCUGGAAAGACCCCUAUUGGAACACCAGCUAUGAAUAUGGCCACACCCACUCCAGGUCAUUUGAUGAGUAUGACUCCUGAGCAACUUCAGGCAUGGCGCUGGGAGAGAGAGAUCGACGAGCGAAAUCGUCCUCUUACCGAUGAGGAGCUGGAUGCCAUGUUUCCUGAAGGCUACAAGGUGCUGCCCCCGCCAGCAGGUUAUGUGCCUAUUCGCACCCCUGCCCGUAAAUUGACUGCAACUCCAACGCCAAUCGGAGGCAUGACUGGCUUCCACAUGCAGGCUGAAGACCGAACCACCAAACAGAUGAAUGACCAGCCGUCUGGCAACCUGCCCUUCCUAAAACCAGACGACAUCCAGUACUUUGACAAACUUUUGGUGGAGGUGGACGAGUCCACUCUGAGUCCCGAGGAGCAAAAGGAGCGUAAGAUCAUGAAGCUUCUUCUGAAAAUAAAAAAUGGCACCCCUCCCAUGAGAAAGGCUGCUCUCAGGCAAAUCACAGACAAGGCCAGAGAAUUUGGUGCUGGCCCUCUCUUCAAUCAGAUUCUACCCCUGCUUAUGUCUCCUACGCUUGAAGAUCAGGAGCGCCAUCUAUUGGUGAAGGUUAUUGAUCGCAUCUUGUACAAACUGGAUGAUUUGGUUCGUCCGUACGUCCACAAGAUCCUUGUGGUGAUCGAGCCCUUGCUGAUUGAUGAAGAUUACUAUGCCAGAGUAGAGGGCAGAGAGAUUAUCUCCAACUUGGCAAAGGCUGCUGGUCUGGCCACUAUGAUUUCCACAAUGAGGCCUGACAUUGACAACAUGGACGAGUAUGUGAGAAACACAACAGCUCGUGCCUUUGCUGUUGUGGCUUCUGCUUUGGGGAUUCCCUCCCUAUUGCCUUUCCUUAAAGCUGUGUGCAAGAGCAAGAAGUCGUGGCAGGCUCGUCACACAGGCAUUAAAAUUGUGCAGCAGAUUGCCAUCCUCAUGGGCUGUGCCAUCCUCCCUCAUCUCCGCAGCUUGGUAGAGAUUAUCGAACACGGUCUUGUGGAUGAGCAGCAGAAGGUACGAACCAUCAGUGCUUUGGCUAUUGCUGCGCUGGCGGAGGCUGCCACACCCUACGGUAUCGAGUCUUUUGACUCUGUGCUUAAGCCUCUUUGGAAGGGUAUCAGACAACACAGAGGCAAGGGUCUGGCUGCUUUCUUAAAAGCCAUUGGAUACUUGAUUCCUCUUAUGGAUGCCGAGUAUGCCAACUACUACACAAGGGAAGUGAUGCUUAUCCUGAUUCGAGAGUUCCAAUCUCCAGAUGAGGAAAUGAAGAAGAUUGUCUUGAAGGUAGUGAAGCAAUGCUGUGGGACAGAUGGUGUGGAGGCCAACUACAUCAAAACAGAGAUUCUGCCCGCUUUCUUUAAACACUUCUGGCAGCACCGUAUGGCCUUGGACAGACGUAACUACAGACAGUUAGUAGAUACUACAGUAGAGCUAGCCAACAAAGUUGGUGCAGCAGAAAUCAUUUCAAGAAUCGUGGAUGACUUGAAGGAUGAAGCUGAGCAGUACAGAAAGAUGGUUAUGGAGACAAUCGAGAAGAUCAUGGGUAACCUGGGUGCAGCAGACAUUGACCACAAACUAGAGGAGCAGCUUAUUGAUGGAAUCUUGUACGCUUUCCAAGAACAGACCACAGAGGACUCUGUGAUGCUAAACGGUUUUGGAACGGUGGUGAAUGCUCUGGGCAAGCGAGUUAAGCCCUACCUGCCUCAGAUCUGUGGUACUGUCCUGUGGCGUUUAAACAAUAAGUCAGCUAAAGUCCGUCAGCAGGCUGCUGACCUCAUUUCUCGCACAGCUGUGGUUAUGAAGACCUGUCAAGAGGAGAAACUGAUGGGUCAUUUGGGUGUAGUGCUGUACGAGUACCUGGGAGAAGAAUACCCUGAAGUGCUUGGAAGCAUCCUUGGAGCCCUUAAAGCUAUUGUUAACGUCAUUGGUAUGCACAAGAUGACUCCUCCAAUUAAGGAUUUGCUUCCUCGUUUGACACCCAUCCUAAAAAACAGACAUGAAAAGGUGCAAGAAAACUGCAUUGAUCUCGUGGGCAGAAUUGCUGACAGAGGUGCAGAGUAUGUGUCUGCCAGGGAGUGGAUGCGAAUCUGUUUUGAGCUGCUGGAGCUGCUGAAGGCUCACAAGAAGGCAAUCCGGCGAGCCACAGUCAACACGUUCGGCUACAUUGCUAAGGCAAUCGGACCUCAUGAUGUCCUUGCCACGCUGCUUAACAACUUGAAAGUGCAGGAGCGUCAAAACAGAGUUUGUACAACAGUUGCCAUAGCCAUCGUGGCAGAGACAUGCUCACCCUUCACCGUUCUCCCAGCACUGAUGAACGAGUAUCGUGUACCUGAACUAAAUGUUCAGAAUGGUGUGCUUAAAUCCCUCUCCUUCUUAUUCGAAUAUAUCGGUGAAAUGGGCAAGGACUACAUUUAUGCUGUCACUCCAUUAUUGGAGGAUGCGCUGAUGGACAGAGAUCUUGUGCAUCGUCAGACAGCCAGUGCUGUGGUGCAGCACAUGUCUCUGGGUGUUUAUGGGUUCGGUUGUGAGGACUCUCUCAACCACUUGCUCAACUAUGUUUGGCCUAAUGUUUUUGAAACAUCGCCGCACGUCAUCCAAGCUGUAAUGGGAGCGCUUGAGGGACUCAGAGUGGCUAUCGGACCAUGCCGGAUGUUACAAUAUUGCCUGCAGGGUUUGUUCCAUCCCGCACGGAAAGUUCGUGACGUGUACUGGAAGAUUUAUAAUUCCAUCUACAUCGGCUCCCAGGAUGCUCUGAUUGCACAUUAUCCCCUCGUCUACAAUGAUGAGAAGAACCCAUACGUGCGCUAUGAGCUGGAGUACUAUCUGUGAAUAUGUUUAAACUUGUGCACUCUUUCUUUUUUCCUUUUAUUCUAACAGACAUGGUUUAUAGUCCGUGGUCCGUUUACUUUUAGUUAUGUUGGUUUGCAGCUUCAUCUACCACAUGCUUGAGGUUAGCAAAUCCGUUUUAAAUUAAAGUACAGACCAUUUAAAAAGAAGGGUAAAAUGAAACUGCGUAUUUGGAUUUUUUUUUUUUUUUUUAACUAAAAUCAUAACCAAUUGCAGUGAAAUGUAGCGGCAGAUUUGCCAGGAAAAAUUAAGCCCUAAGUAGGAAAGUCUUGACAACCAUCUUAUGUGUAAUAAUUUCUGUGCAGUCAUCUGUUCUUACUGGAUAUUGCUUGUUAUGGCUAAAUAAACAUUUGUGUAUGAAAAGGC